UGUAUCAAAACAUCAGUGGUGCAAAACAAGUUCAAUGUGAAUUUUGCAAAAAAAUAAACUGCAGAAAUUUAUCCAUGUGCAUGAAUAGAUAAUAAUAAAAUAAUGUAUAGUUUUACUAGUUUGAGCAAGUUGUUAACUCGAAAACUUUCACUAAAUUUGCCAAUUUCAUGUCGCGUUGUCCACAAAGUUUCAUGUUCACAAUUAAAUUUCUCUUCACGACACGCCGGCUCGUCGCAAUCACUCGCAGUGGAGACCAGCCCCACCACUUCAGUCAACAAAAGUAAGCCCUCCUUCCAAGAUGAUAGCGGUGACGAGACAAAAUUGACCGAGGAUUUAGUAGAGCAUUUGGAACGCACUAGUCUCGUACAUUUCGACAACGAAGAGGCCCUACGACGGCUGGAAGAAGCUCUACAGUUCGCCAACACCCUAUUUGAAGUUGACACCACGGGGGUUGAGCCCCUGACUUCGGUAUUAGAGAAUGAAAGUCUGUAUCUGAGAGAGGAUAACGUUGAACCUACAAAUCGACAAGACGUAUUGGCCAAUGCAUCCAUUACCGAGGAAGAUUACUUUGUCGCACCCCCUGGAAAUAUACCAUUAGACUCGACUUUAUUGAAAAACAAUAAAUAACUGAUAAUGUAUAUUCUAAAAGAACUUGUCCUUCCUCUAGUCUACCAGAAUAACGCAUUAAUUCGUGUAUAUAGAAUAUUAUAUGAAGUGUCGUCCUACUUUAUUUGUUAUUGAUUACUAGAAUACAAUAAAUAAACUCUCCAAUUAAAUAUUA
Folsomia candida is the source of this 781-nucleotide messenger RNA. RefSeq names its product glutamyl-tRNA(Gln) amidotransferase subunit C, mitochondrial (gene GatC). The record is from RefSeq and is a predicted model, not a curated record. Gene Ontology annotation, molecular function: glutaminyl-tRNA synthase (glutamine-hydrolyzing) activity. Gene Ontology annotation, cellular component: glutamyl-tRNA(Gln) amidotransferase complex; mitochondrion. Bases 103 to 627 code for a protein of 174 amino acids. The transcript has 2 exons. Gene Ontology annotation, biological process: mitochondrial translation; glutaminyl-tRNAGln biosynthesis via transamidation; regulation of translational fidelity. Lineage: Eukaryota; Metazoa; Arthropoda; Collembola; Entomobryomorpha; Isotomidae.